ACGGGUAAAUUGCACUUCCAAAAUCUCCCAAAAUGCUUCAAAAGGUUGCACUGCUAUGUGUGGUAUUUAUUGGAGGCCUGCUAAUGGCUGGAAUACCGGAAACGUCUGCGACUCCUUUUGCGUUUGAUCUGGCAAAAGGGAGUCCACUAGAUCUAUUGUGCAAGCUGCUUUCGCUAUGCCCGGACGAAGAAAAACCACCAAUACCAAGCGGGCCACCUCCAAUUACAGCACCACCAAGUGCAAAACCAGAUCCCCUAAAGCCAACAACGCCAAAACCAGCACCUCCAAAGCCAAACCCUGGUACUUCGAAGCCCCAACCAGGUCAUCCAAAGCCAACAACACCAAAACAGACACCUCCGAAACCAAAACCAGGUCAUCCGAAGCCAACUACGCCCAAACAUGCACCUCCAAAGCCAAAACCAGGUCCUGCGAAGCCAAAGCCAGGUCGUCCAAAGCCCACUACACAUAGACCAUAAAUUGCAGGCAGCGGCUGGAGGAGUAGAAUUUUGAAGUUAACAAUCGUCCAUCUGUAGAUUUGCUGCGUGGCUAUUAAAAAGUGUAUUGGCAAAA
This is a messenger RNA of Dendroctonus ponderosae (mountain pine beetle), 570 nucleotides long. RefSeq names its product alpha carbonic anhydrase 8-like. The coding region runs from base 33 to 476 and encodes 147 amino acids. Lineage: Eukaryota; Metazoa; Arthropoda; Insecta; Coleoptera; Curculionidae. The transcript is spliced from 2 exons. The record is from RefSeq and is a predicted model, not a curated record.